This is a messenger RNA of Periophthalmus magnuspinnatus, 2184 nucleotides long. RefSeq names its product NFS1 cysteine desulfurase (gene nfs1). Gene Ontology annotation, molecular function: pyridoxal phosphate binding; cysteine desulfurase activity. The coding region runs from base 335 to 1681 and encodes 448 amino acids. Lineage: Eukaryota; Metazoa; Chordata; Actinopteri; Gobiiformes; Gobiidae. The transcript is spliced from 13 exons. The record is from RefSeq and is a predicted model, not a curated record. Gene Ontology annotation, cellular component: nucleus; mitochondrion; cytosol. Gene Ontology annotation, biological process: [2Fe-2S] cluster assembly.
GUUGUCUUCCGGUCUUCCGCCUGUGAGCUCCAGACUCGGGACUCUGCUCCAGACCAAACCUGAGACCGGACUUUAGACCAGACCCUCAGACCCGCAGCCCGGAGUUUCUCCCGGGACCUGCGGUGUUUCUGCCGGACUCAGUGCACGGCCCCGGUCUCUCUCUCGGACCCUUAGACCUUCCAGACUUUCAGAGCCUCAGCCCGGACCCAGACAGGGCGCACGCCUCUAAUCUCUCGCUUGGAGCCUCAGAGCCUCAGCCCAGACCCAGCGCGCGGCUCCGGUCUCGGAUUUACUGGGACCCGCUGUGACUCACGUGCACCGGAUCCUCACCUGUAUGACGUCAGGGAUGCUGUCCUCACGCCUAUUAAAGCCCGUCUCUUGGCUCCCCACGAGCCUGACCCGGGUGCGCGCUGCCAGCACCGAGAUCAGACCCAAAGAGCAGAUACAGAAGCAGGAGCUAGGGAGAGAUGAACCACGCCCGCUCUACAUGGACUUCCAGGCCACUACACCCAUGGACCCUCGGGUGCUGGAUGCCAUGUUGCCGUAUCAGGUCAACUUCUACGGAAAUCCUCAUUCCAGAACACAUGCGUACGGCUGGGAGAGUGAGAGCGCCAUGGAGAAGGCGCGCAAGCAGGUAGCAGACCUGAUCGGGGCUGACCCUCGAGAGAUUGUCUUCACGUCUGGCGCCACAGAGUCCAACAACAUGGCCGUCAAGGGUGUGGUGCGGUUCUAUGGGCAGAAGAAACGUCAUGUCAUCACAACUCAGACGGAGCAUAAGUGUGUGCUGGACUCCUGCAGGGUCCUAGAGUCUGAGGGGUUUAGUGUCACGUACCUCCCAGUGCAGAGCAACGGCCUCAUUGACCUGGAGCUCUUGGACAAAUCGAUUCGCCCAGACACUUCUCUCGUCUCCAUCAUGACAAUCAACAACGAGAUCGGAGUCAAACAGCCAAUCAGAGACAUUGGUCAUCUGUGUCGAUCUCGGGGCGUGUUUUUUCACACAGACGGAGCUCAGGCCGUUGGAAAAAUCCCUCUGAAUGUCACCGAACUCAACAUCGAUCUUAUGUCCAUCAGUGCCCACAAGAUCUACGGCCCCAAGGGUGUGGGAGCUCUCUUUGUGCGGAGGCGUCCUCGUGUGCGUUUGGAGCCACUGCAGAGUGGAGGAGGACAGGAGAGGGGACUCAGGUCUGGGACUGUCCCCACUCCUUUGGCUGUGGGGUUGGGAGCAGCCUGCAGCAUCGCCCAGGCAGAGAUGGUGUACGACCAUCAGAGGGUGUCGGCUCUUGCCCAGAGGCUGAUGCACAAAAUCACAUCUCAAAUCCCUGACGUAAUUUUGAACGGCGACCCAGAUCAGAGAUACCCAGGCUGUGUGAACCUGUCGUUUGCGUAUGUGGAGGGAGAGUCUCUGCUUAUGGCUCUCAAAGAUGUGGCUCUGUCCUCAGGAAGUGCUUGUACCUCUGCGUCUCUUGAGCCUUCCUACGUCCUCAGAGCCAUUGGAGCAGACGAAGACCUGGCCCACUCCUCCAUCAGGUUUGGUAUCGGUCGGUUCACCACUGAGGAGGAGGUGGACUUUACGGCUCAGAAGUGUGUGCAGCAGGUGCAGAGGCUACGAGAGAUGAGUCCUCUGUGGGAGAUGGUGCAGGAGGGAAUCGACAUAAAGAGCAUCAAGUGGACCCAGCACUAGAGCUCUGCAUCCAUCAGGAGCCUCCUCUGCUCAAACCCCGCCCCCUCACAUAUGAAACCCACCCUUUUACCUCCAGACUCCUCCCCCUUUAGCUGCCGACACUUCUCUCUGAUGUGAAUAGACCUGGACACAGGCCAGAACCACAACUUUGAUAUUAAAAAAACAUUUAAAUUUAUUGUGUCCUUACUACACCAUUGUCGAGUGAAAAGAGAGUGAAGCAAUCUAAAACAGUGGCUGUGUCCUGCUCUGCCUCCGCUCAAACGCGCACAAACCUGAGAGCAAUUAUAACCUGUAUCCUCAAUAGAGAUGGAGAUUUUUGAAUAUUUUCAUGUUAAGACCUGAGCUUUAUGUGAAGAGUUACACAGUUACACUAUACAUUUAACUAUACAGUUAUUCUGAGCCUUUAAAGGUGGUUGUGUUUUAGCCUUCAAAAGUUAUUGUGUUGUGGAUAGUUUUGGUUUUGAUCUAUUUCUGUCUCAAUAAAAAUGUAUGCUCAAAAUGGC